UCCAUCCUUGAAUUACAUCAUAAAAAUAGUGAAAUUUCACAAGUAUUUAUGGUCAUGCAAACCCAAGAGCUCUAUUUAUUAUUAGGAAAAAACAAACACACGAUACACGACACACAAAAACAAAAAUGAAAACCAUCCAUUUCUUUGUCCUCCUUUUCUUUGUCCUCCAUCACCUCUACUUCAUCGAUGGCAGAACACUAACAGAACGCCAAGCUUUACUAAGCAUCAAAUCUUCCUUAGAUGACAGCAUGUUAAACUCUCUCUCCUCAUGGAAAAACACAACACACCACUGCAGUUGGUCAUACAUCACUUGCUCCUCCUCCUCUUCUUCUUCUUCUGUCAUUUCUCUUAACUUCACCAACUUAUUACUCGAAGGAAUUCUCUCCCCUGAUAUAGGCUUCCUCACCAACCUCCAAAACCUCACUAUUAAAAAUAACUAUUUUUCUGACCCACUUCCUUCUUUUCUCUCUCUCCUCACCCAACUCCACUAUCUCGACGUUUCCAGCAAUGGUUUCCCAGGUCCAAUCCCAUCUUCUCUCUCUCUCCUCACCCAACUCCGCUAUCUCGACGCUUCAUUCAACAAUUUCACAGGUCCAUUCCCCUCUUCUCUCUCUCUCCUCACCCAACUCCACUAUCUCGACGUUUCCAACAACAAUCUAAAUGGCACUCUUCCCUUAUCGGUCGUUGAGAUGUCGGAGCUCAGCUACCUUAACCUUGGGAAUAACUUUUUUUACGGUGAGAUUCCACCGGAGUUUGGGAAACUUAAGAAGCUUCAAACAUUAUAUCUUGGUGAGAACAUUCUUUCUGGGGGUCUUCCAUUUGAGUUGGGUUCAUUACAUAGCUUAAAAAAUAUGAAUUUUUCUAGUAAUAUACUAUUUGGUGAGAUCCCACAAUCUUAUUCUCUUCUUCAAAACUUAAUCAAUAUCGAUCUUAGUAGAAACAAAUUAUAUGGGAAUAUACCUGAUUAUAUUGGAGAUUUUACGGAGUUGGAAUCACUUUCAUUAGGGUCGAAUAACUUCACAGGGAGUAUCCCACAAAAGUUGGGUACAAACGGGAAGUUGCAAUAUCUAGAUGUAAGUCAAAACAAUGUUAGUGGGAGUUUGCCGGUAAGUCUUUGUAAAGGAGACAAACUCCAAUAUUUGUUUGUAUACGAUAAUUUGUUGGUUGGGCCAAUUCCUAAAAGUUUGGGAAGUUGCAAGUCACUUGAACAAGUGAACAUGGGACAUAAUUUCUUAAACGGAUCGAUUCCUAAGGGCUUGUUUGGCCUCCCAAACAUUUCUAAGGUUUUACUUAAUGACAAUCUUUUUAGUGGAGGUCUCGAUGAGAAAUUUGGUGAUUGUGUUAAUCUUGCGAGCAUUGACCUCUCUAAAAAUAAGUUAUCAGGGAAGUUACCUGCGACUAUUGGAAACUGUUCUAAUCUUCAGUCCUUGAUGCUUUAUAAGAACACCUUCACCGGAAGUAUCCCUCAAGAAAUUAGCUGGUGUAAGCAGCUAUGGACCCUCGAUCUCAGCCAAAAUCAGUUCUCUGGUUUGAUACCCAAUGAGAUUACAGGAAACAAAUCCAUUUGCAAUUUGGAAAACAUUAGAAUACUUAAACUAUCAAACAAUGCUUUGACUGGUGAAAUCCCUCGUUGUGUUGGAAAUACCAGGCUUGAUACAUUAUUUCUCCAAUCAAACAAACUAAAGGGUACCAUACCCGCAAAAUUCUCAAAAUCAUGUGAUUCAUUGUCGUAUCUAGAUCUUAGUGACAAUCAACUAGAAGGAGUUCUACCUAAGUCAUUGUCCAACUGCCGAUGGCUGAAAUUCCUAAAUCUCGGGAAUAAUAUGCUAAAGGAUAAAUUUCCUUCAUGGCUAGACAACCUCCCAUAUCUCCAGGUUUUCAGUGUGCGUUAUAAUGACUUCUAUGGUCCUAUAACUAGCUCAUCAAAGGUUAAGCACCCAUUUCCAAUGCUACAGAUCAUCGACCUCUCUAACAAUAAGUUUUGUGGCAAGUUGCCAGCAAGAUAUAUCAAAAACUUUGCAGCCAUGUACAAUAUGGUCGAGUCUGGUGUUGGGAGUCCACAGUACAUGGGAACCGAGUACGGUGAAAGUCCGUACUCAAUGGUUUUGACAUUCAAUGGUUUACAACAAAAAUAUGAAAAGCUUAUUCUGACGAUGUCGAUCUUUGAUAUGUCCAACAACAACUUUACAGGACGAAUUCCAGAUGUUAUAGGGGGAUUACGCUCGCUUCAUAACCUUAAUCUAUCGCAUAAUGUCUUAACCGGGAACAUUCCUCCAUCAAUUGCGAAACUGUCUUUGCUUGAUGAUUUGGACCUUUCAUCAAACAGACUUACUGGUCGUAUCCCUCAACAAUUAGUUAGUUUAACAUUUCUUGGGAGCUUCAAUGUUUCGAACAAUCUAUUGGAGGGGCCUAUACCUAUUGGUAACAACUUCAAUACAUUCUCAGAUAAUUCAUACAAGGGGAAUCUCGGAUUGUGUGGAAAACCAUUACCUGAAUGCGGAGAAAGAAGCACAAAUAGCACCACUAAUAAUCAAGAUGUUCCUAAAAAUGAUGAUGAACGAACUUUGUCGAUGUGGGAAAUCGUAGUUAUGGGGUUUGGCAGUGGUGUGCUAGUUGGGUUGGCUUGGGGAUACUAUAUGUUCUCAGUAGAAAAGCCCUUUUGGUUUAUCAAGUUGGCUAGCAAAAUGGAAUCAGUGUUGAUUGGUUUUUUUUGACCAACAAUUUGUUAGGCGGUGAAGAGCAUCAAAACAUAAAAAAUAAUCUAAAAAGUCAGCAAUAUGCAUGAGUGUAGCCUUAUUUUCCAAAGUUUAGCACUACUAUUAGUGUGUCAAUUCAUAAUAACAAAAAACUAGCUU
Molecule: messenger RNA, 2855 nt
Organism: Beta vulgaris subsp. vulgaris (sugar beet)
Lineage: Eukaryota; Viridiplantae; Streptophyta; Magnoliopsida; Caryophyllales; Amaranthaceae
Product: receptor-like protein 52
Exons: 2
Coding region: 126-2714 (862 amino acids)
Molecular function (GO): protein binding
Source: RefSeq, a predicted model, not a curated record